AUGGAGGGGAAACAUGAAACGGUCUCUAUUAAAACUGUGGAAAUGCAUACCGGAGGGGAACCUCUUCGGAUACUUUUAUCUGGGUAUCCACAGCCACAGGGAAACACGAUUUUAGAAAAACGUCGAAAUCUACAAGAAAAACAUGAUGAGUAUCGGAAACUAGCAAUGUGUGAACCAAGAGGUCAUGGUGAUAUGUAUGGUGCACUGUUGGUACCACCGACUGUUCCAGAAGCGAAUAUGGCAGUGUUGUUCAUGCAUAAUUCUGGAUACAGCACAAUGUGUGGACACGGCGUUAUUGCUCUUGGACGCUAUGCAAUUGACAACGGUUAUGUCAAAAACGUAAUUACGCCAGAGACGGAGGUAACGAUCCAGUGCCCAUGUGGUCCGGUAACGUGUUACGUUCAGUAUGAUGGACGCAAGUCCGGUUCCGUUCGGUUUAUCAGUGUUCCGGCGUUUACUUUUGCAACUGACGUAAAACUAAAAACAGUAAAAUAUGGUACAGUUACAGUAGAUAUAGCUUAUGGUGGAGCUUUCUAUAUAUUUUUAUCAGCACAAUCUUUAGGUUUAGAUGUUACCUUGUCUCAGUUGAAAGAUUUGGUGGAAGCAGGAGGAGAUAUAACUGAAGCUGGCAGGAAUCAAGUAAAAAUAGAUUUUCCUGGAAAUGAAGACAGGUGCGCGAUGUAUUUACUGACAAUGGUUAACUCGAUUCAAUCCAUCAGCUUAAGCAACAUUUUUUACCCUUAUUUAUUUACUAAGAAAGGGGUGGACAGAUCGCCUUGUGGUUCCGCUGUAACAGCGAGAAUGGCUUUACAACAUCACAAGAACCAGGUCAAGGUCGGUGAAUCAAGGGUGUAUCAGAAUUCUAAAACUAGUUCUAAGUUUUCUGGUAAAAUAGUAAAACAAGUUUUAGUGGAUACUAAAGAAAGUGUCCAAGUUGAAGUUUCAGGACGCGGUUAUUACAGUGGUACCAUGUGUCUGACUGUAGAAUCAGACGACGACCUUGGUCACGGCUUUGUUAUGGGAUGA
Molecule: messenger RNA, 1026 nt
Organism: Lottia gigantea (owl limpet)
Lineage: Eukaryota; Metazoa; Mollusca; Gastropoda; Lottiidae
Exons: 5
Coding region: 1-1026 (341 amino acids)
Molecular function (GO): hydro-lyase activity
Source: RefSeq, a predicted model, not a curated record